This is a messenger RNA of Momordica charantia (bitter melon), 765 nucleotides long. The record is from RefSeq and is a predicted model, not a curated record. NCBI's taxonomy places the organism in Eukaryota, Viridiplantae, Streptophyta, Magnoliopsida, Cucurbitales, Cucurbitaceae.
AUGGUAUUCAGCUUUUUUUCAUCGUCCGUCAAAAAUAACGGAAUUUUCAAAGAAGAGCUUGCGGUGAGAGGCGACCUUGUUCUUGCGCUUGAAGAGAGGAUUAAGGCGAUACCGGAUGGGGCUACCUCAGCAGGCAAACAAUCUGGAGGAUGGGCAUCCUCCUCAUCAUCUAAAAACAUCAAGUUUGAUUCAUCAUCAGAUGGAAACUUUGAGAGCGAGUAUUUCCAGCAAAGUGAAGAAUCGAGUCAGUUUCGGCAGGACUAUGAAAUGCGGAAGAUGAAACAGGAUCAAGGUCUCGAUAUCAUAUCUGAAGGAUUGGAUAUGCUAAAAGAUCUGGCCCAUGAAAUGAAUGAGGAAUUGGAUAGGCAAGUUCCAUUAAUCGACGAGAUAGAUGCAAAGGUAGACAAGGUGACUAAUGAGAUUAAAAAUACUAAUGUUAGGCUCAAGGAAACACUCUAUGAGGUGAGAUCGAGCCAAAACUUUUGCAUUGAUAUUAUUCUUCUAUGCGUAAUUCUUGGAAUUGCUUCUUACUUGUACAAUAUAUUAAGCUGAGAUGAUUUAAGAGCUUCUUGUCUCACGUGUUUAAUUGUGGGAUGAUCCUAAACUUAGAGGUAUCAUGGAGGAGCAUUCAUCGAAUAACAUUUUUCAAUGAUGUUCUUAGCUAUGGGUAGAAUUUCUUUAUUUCAUUAUUGGAUUUACUAUCUCGCAUUUUCACUCAGCAUUUAUGUAAUUGGAAGAAUUCAAAUAUCAAUAUUAUCUUCUCGA